Messenger RNA from Gongylonema pulchrum, 290 nucleotides. The record is from the annotation of a GenBank genome assembly. Lineage: Eukaryota; Metazoa; Nematoda; Chromadorea; Rhabditida; Gongylonematidae.
AUGUUCGGAAAUUAUCCCGAUUUGAGAGUUUAUUUCAAAGGAGCCGAGAAUUACAGUCCGGAAGAUGUACAGAACAGUGAACGAUUCGCUAAACAAGGUCAACGAAUAUUGCUGGCUGUUCGAAUUUUAGCCGACACAUACGACGAUCAAAGCACAUUCAAAGCAUAUGCUCGGGAAACGGUCAAUCGCCACAUCAAAUUCAAAAUGGAUCCCGCGCUCUGGAAUGUGCGUUUUAUCGCCAUUGUUAAUCAUAUCAGUAAGAGUAAUAAUAAUAAUUACCCAGGCUGAAA